Messenger RNA from Rhagoletis pomonella (apple maggot), 3372 nucleotides. RefSeq lists its product as uncharacterized. Lineage: Eukaryota; Metazoa; Arthropoda; Insecta; Diptera; Tephritidae. The record is from RefSeq and is a predicted model, not a curated record. The coding region runs from base 1 to 3372 and encodes 1123 amino acids. The transcript has 3 exons.
AUGAAUGUUGAGCAAACCGCAAAUGUUUGUCGAUUAAAUGCCAAGUCGGAUCUAGUCAAGUCGAUACUUGCUUCAACAACAUUUUCCGAUUCCAAAGACGUAGUAGCAAAGCUGAUAGUAGAGCAAAAUAACGAAGUAAAAGAGCGUCAGACGACAUUAAGUGAAGCUCGUUUGGCAACAAUAGAAUCGGCAUACUGCGAAGCACUAGGUGAAAUACAUGAUGAAAUCGAAGAAUUUGACAAUCAUGGUAGUGAUAAUCAUCCAGCAACCAUACUCAAUCAUACAUGCGGUGGUUCUACAAAUACAUCAGCGUCAAAGCUUCCGAAGAUUAUUCUGCCAAAAUUCGAUGGCUCGUUUCAAAAAUGGUUAAGUUUUAAAGAUAUGUUUACAACAUGCGUUAUAAAUGAAGCUUGUUUGUCUGAUGUACAACGUCUGCAUUACUUAAAAGGCAGUUUACUAGGUGAAGCCGAAACUCUUCUUCGCAGUAUUAGUAUCCAGGAAAACAAUUUUGCUAUAGCCUGGGAUAUGCUCCAACAACGUUAUGACAAUAAGCGACGCCUUGUCAAGUCUUAUCUGCGCAAUAUUACGAAACUUCCGGCGAUAACCAAUGAGUCAGAUAGCGUCAUGCGAAAACUUUUGGAUACUACCACAGAAUCAGUCCGCGCAUUAAAGCAACUAGGACGGCCAACAGAACACUGGGAUGACUGGCUUGUUCUACUUGUAACCGAGAAGUUAGACCCAGCGACAGUAAACGAGUGGGAAAUGUCUUUGGAAUCUCCGAAUGUGUUACCAGAAUAUACAACUCUGGUGCAGUUUUUGGAAAAACGUAUUCAGGGCAUAGAAGCAGCUUCGUCGGCUUCCAAACCCAAAACUAAAGAACCGUCAUCUAAUAAUAAGUCAACAGCUCUGACUUCCAUUCGCAGUCAUCAGACCAAUUUAGGUCGUUGCCUAUGUUGCUCAGGUAAGCAUGCGUUAAUGUAUUGCGCUGAGUUUAAAAGGAAAGAACCAGCAACAAAGCUUGAAUUAACUUUAAAGUUCAAACUAUGUCAAAAUUGCCUAAAAGCAAAUCACUCUACAAACGAGUGUCAAUCCUCAUACACCUGCCUGAGGUGUUCGCAGAAGAACCACACACUUCUUCACGAUAGCUUAUCGCUUCAACGUAGUAGCGUCGCUGCACUUCAUACGUGUCCAGACCACAGCGUUAACCGACUUACGAGCUAUGCUGAAACCUGCCUUCCAGCUGUUUUGCUGGCUACGGCUUAUAUUAAAGCGCAGUCCUCGACUGGACAGUACAUAAAACUUCGAGCAUUACUCGACAAUGGUUCGCAAGCAUCCUUCAUAAGCGAGUAUGCCGCUCAACAAUUAAGACUUCGUAGGAACCGGUUGCAAAUUCCUAUCACCGGUCUUGGCGGUCACAGCGUUGGUGACUCAAAGGGUAUAGUCACAUACACUCUACGUUCAUUUACAGACCCAGAGUUUAGUGUCAAUUGUUCUGCGCUCAUCCUACCAAGGUUGGGAAAUCUCCUACCUUUGAAGAGAGUCAAUCCAAAGCCCUAUAUCGAACUUCUAGAUCUCACACUAGCAGAUCCUAAUUUCUACGAGCCUUGCUCAAUUGACGUCAUCAUUGGCGCAGACCUCUACGGUCUCUUAGUAAAAGGUGGGAUCAAGCACACUGCCUGCGGUUCGGCCAUAGCACAAAAUACGUAUCUUGGCUGGGUUAUCUACGGACGCAUACCCUGCUCUGCAUCUCCCCAACUAUGUACAACACAUUUCACGGCAACAACCACUGAUGACCUGAGCAGCUUAGUUCAGCAGAUGUGGAAAUUUCAUGAAUUUGAUGAGAUACUACCUCCAUCUAAAAUGACACAAGACGAAUUAUUCUGCGAAGAGUUUUUUAAAGACACUGUACAGCGAACUAGCUCAGGGCGGUAUCAAAUUCGGUAUCCGUUUAAAGCCGAUUGUGAUCUUACAAAAUUAUCCAACUCGAAAGCUGACGCAAUUAAAUUGUUUCGGUCUCAACAAGCUAGGCUUCGAAAUGACCCUGAAAUGGAUCAUUUGUACACCACGUUCAUGACAGAGUACCUGGCUUUAGGGCACAUGGAGAAGGUAAUUGAAAACGAGGAGCCGAGAACUGUUUGCUAUAUUCCGCAUCAUGGGGUGUACAAGGAAUCGAGCUCAACCACCAAAAUGCGCACAGUUUUCAAUGCAUCCCGUAAAACUAUAGAAAACAUCUCACUAAACGACUGUCUUCAUGUUGGCCCAAAACUGCAAAGCGAUUUAAGCCAAAUAAUUAUUCGAUGGCGGCUUCACCGCAUUGGUUUCAUGGCAGAUAUAGAAAAGUGUUAUCGGCAGAUUCUGGUCAGCCGUGAUGACGCUGACAUGCAGCGUAUUAUAUGGAGAGGUACAGAAGGAGAGCCAGCAGCCUAUCGAUUGCUAACAGUCACGUACGGUUUAAAUUGCUCACCAUAUCUUGCAAUUAAAGUGCUGCAAACAUUAGCUGAUGAUGAAGAGUCAACUUAUCCUGAGGCGUCUAAGGUCUUGCGAGAAUCAUUUUACGUAGACGACUGUUUGCAUGGAGCUGACUCCGUCGAUGCUGCUUUGGAAAUCCAGUACCAACUGCGACAGUUACUCCAAAGAGGUGGUUUCGUCCUACGAAAGUGGAGCUCAAACGCUGAAGACUUCAUGCAGGGGUUAAGUGCAGAUGACAAAGAGAAUACUAUUUGUUGCAACCUCAACCUGGACCGUACAACUAAAGCUCUUGGCAUUUAUUGGCUCUGUGAUUCAGACUCUUUGACAUAUAAGCAAGUGGAGGCAGCGCUAAACUCAAGGCCAUUAAGUGCCUUGACGGAAGACCCCAGUGACUUAACUGCCCUCACUCCCGGCCACUUUUUAGUGGGCGGUCCACUUAUCGCAAUACCGGAACCCAACCUACUCGAAGUCAGCACCAAUCGACUCAAGCGUUGGAAACUGUUGCAGCAAAUACAGCAGGAUGUUUGGAAACGUUGGAGCAAUGAGUAUCUGCCACAUUUACAAAUGAGCUACAAACGGAAACAGACCCACCAGAACUUGAAAAUUAGCGAUUUAGUUUUACUUCGCGAUGAACGCGCUCCCCCUUUGCAGUGGCCCCUCGGUCGAGUUGUGGACAUACACCCAGGAAAUGAUGGGAUUGUGAGGGUGGCCACUAUACGUACUGCAACGUCAACAUUGAAGCCAGCCAUUUCCAAGCUGGUAGCCUUGCCAAUCGAUCCUGACAUUGAUUCACACGGUGGGCGGUUCUCCCCUGAACAUGUCGUCGCACAAGAUGGACGAGGUGGGCGGAAUGUUAAAGAUAAAUGCAACUCAGAGGCUUCAACUGCACAGCAACCCCAAUAA